UCAGAUACGAACUAAUUAACACCACUAAUUUAGCUUCCGGCAAUAAACAACCCAACGGAAGUUGGAAUGGCUUGAUUGGAGAAAUCAUGCGACAUGAGCUGAAUCUUUCCAUCGGACCGUUUACCCUGACUGAAGAACGUGAAGAAGCCGUAGCGUUUACAGUGCCAUUUGCCGUCGAGAAGCGCAGUAUUCUGGUGAGAAGUGCAGCAGCUUCAGAAGAGAGCGCGUUUCGUAUGUUGCGACCUUUUCAAUAUCAGCUGUGGUUUGCACUGGCUGGAGUUAUUGUGUUGGUCAGUUUCACCUUGACCUUCAUCAACUGGUUGAAACGAGACGAUGCUUCUCUCGAUGACGGAUGCAACAAGGACGACUAUAAAAUCGCUUCAACAUUUUGGAUGCUUUUCACUUACCACAUGCAACAAGUUGUCAUCAACGAACCAAGAACGGUUAUAGCUCGUUUUCUUGUCGCUUUCUGGUGGAUGUUUAUAAUUCUGAUGAUCAACUACUACACGGCGACCCUCGCCUCAACGCUCACCAUCACCGUCAAUGUGGCACCCAUACAGAGCUUGUCACAACUCUCUCAGCCAGACUGUGAAUACAAACCCAUAGCCAUUUACGAUUCCAGCACCUAUGGGACCUUCUUAACUUCUAAUCAGAUAGUUGACAAACAUAUACUGAAAGCACUGGAAACAGCUCCACAGGUUCGAAACUCAACGAUGGCACUUCAUCUCACUCUGACGGAUCAGUAUGCAUUUAUUGCCAUGAACUCUCAGUUGGACUACCUCAAGUCGCUUUACUGCAAAGAACUUACCAUCACCCUUGACGACACGUACGUCUACCAAGUUGGAUUCAUUUUGCCCCAGAAUUCUGUAUAUACCCAAAAAUUGUCAUACGGGAUUCGAAAACUACAUGAAGCUGGACUUAUUGAAAAAUGGAGACACAAGUGGUGGUCCGAUUCUAACAAGUGUUCAAAACAAGGCCCCCACGGUGACCCCUUGGAGUUAUGGAGUCUCGCUGGGCCCUAUUUCAUCUACGUCGGUUUUAUAGGUCUCGGCUUCAUUAUACUUGCAUCUGAGGGCAUUUUUAUAGCUUUUACUCGCCGGAAGUCUAAAGAAGAUAUCAACAAUGCCACAUAAUCUUAAAUGGUUUUAUACAUACAUGCACACACACACACACGCACACACACACACAGAAGCAUACACGCACACACACAGACACAAGCAACUGAAUGCAUUGCACACAAACAGUUGAAAACAGAACCCUUGCUGCACUAAAAUAUAUCAUAUUUACUAAACUGUUACUUCAAAUUUUGUUAUUCUGAGUUGUACAUCUCCGAUUCUCAAACAAAAUACGAGGAAUGCAACAAGAAUGGAUUAUUCCGGGAAUCGAAAACGAAAGAGAAGAAUUUUGUUUUUUAAUUAACAGUUUUUAUUUCUUAUUUUCUCUGUUUUAAUUGAAGACAACACAGCCAGGGGUCCGUGAGUCUUGUAUAAAAAUAAAUGGAGAACAGGACUUUGUUUUUCUUUUAAAAAAUGAAGCUAGAAAAAUAAAGAGAGAGAGAGAGAGAGUGAGAGACUACACAGUAGUACACAUUCACUUGCCAAUCACUCAUAAAAUUUUGCUCUCUUGUAAGAAAUGUUUUUUCAAGAAAAUUCCUGUCCUAAACAAAGUAUCUAAAAUGUUUGGGGCUAAGAGUGGGUUUGACUCUUUGCUUUUAUAUAUAUAAAAAACAAUUUGUUACUCAUGUUAGCAGGUCAAGGAUGCCAUCAGUGUAUGUAUUCAUUCUUAGCCCGAACACAAUAAGCUGUGGGUCAAAGUUCAUGUUGCGAACAUGUAGGCAUUUUUCAUGCAGCAGAUCUAGGAAGCAUUGCCAGAAGGCUUAUACAUAUAAUAUUCGGGAUGCCUUUAUCUCUACUAAAUAUCGAUACAGAUGUGUUAGCUAAGAUUUUGAGGAUCUGAUCAAAGACUUUGCAAUUCAAAAAAGUAGGAGGAAACUUUUCAAAUCUAAAUAAAAUGGAA
Molecule: messenger RNA, 2016 nt
Organism: Octopus bimaculoides (California two-spot octopus)
Lineage: Eukaryota; Metazoa; Mollusca; Cephalopoda; Octopoda; Octopodidae
Product: glutamate receptor ionotropic, delta-2
Cellular component (GO): membrane
Molecular function (GO): ligand-gated monoatomic ion channel activity
Source: RefSeq, a predicted model, not a curated record